Messenger RNA from Dendroctonus ponderosae (mountain pine beetle), 1567 nucleotides. Its product is annotated as obg-like ATPase 1. The transcript is spliced from 11 exons. Lineage: Eukaryota; Metazoa; Arthropoda; Insecta; Coleoptera; Curculionidae. Bases 145 to 1344 code for a protein of 399 amino acids. Gene Ontology annotation, molecular function: GTP binding; ATP hydrolysis activity; ATP binding. Gene Ontology annotation, cellular component: cytoplasm. The record is from RefSeq and is a predicted model, not a curated record.
CGCUUGCCUGCUGUCAGUCAAACGACAAGUUCCAUGUUCGUCCUAACCAAACUUAUUAACCGUGUGUUGUUUUGAGUGUGUUGUGAGGAGGUUUUGCCGGUGAAAACAGUGCUUCUGCAACUCAUUUAAUAAUCUGCAAUUAAGAUGCCGCCAAAAAAAGUUCAAGAACCGGAGCGGAAGCCGAUGAUUGGACGUGUUGGUACCAAUCUGAAAGUGGGCAUCGUCGGAGUACCGAACGUUGGAAAGUCUACAUUUUUCAAUGUACUAACCAAAAGUUCGGCGCCGGCAGAGAACUUCCCUUUCUGCACCAUCGAUCCCAAUGAAAGUAGGGUUCCUGUUCCGGAUGACAGAUUUGACUAUCUUUGCGAAUACUUCAAGCCAUUAAGCAAAGUUCCCGCGUUCCUCAACAUAGUGGAUAUUGCCGGUUUGGUAAAGGGCGCCUCUGAAGGGCAAGGUUUGGGAAAUGCCUUUCUUUCGCACAUCAGCGCUUGUGAUGCAAUUUUCCACCUUUGUCGCGCAUUUGAGGAUGACGACGUGACCCAUGUAGAAGGAGAAGUGAACCCAGUGCGCGAUUUGGACAUUAUCGCUGAAGAAUUGAGAUUAAAGGACGAGGACAGUUUGAUGAAGCAUUUGGAGAAGUUGGAGCGGACCGUUUUGCGCGGUUCUGAUAAAAAGCAGAAACCCGACUACGACGCCCUCUCUAAGGUGAAAACUAUUCUAGUGGAUGAGAAGAAGCACAUUCGAUUUGGCGACUGGGAUUCUAAAGAGAUUGAAGUUCUAAACCGCUACCUCUUCCUAACAUCGAAACCUUGCAUUUAUUUAGUGAAUUUAGCCGAAAAAGACUACAUCAAGAAGAAGAACAAGUGGUUGAUAAAAAUCAAGGAAUGGGUUGACAAGAACGAUCCAGGAUCUUUAAUCAUCCCGUUUUCUGGCGCAUUUGAGCAUAAGUUGGUUGAUGAAUUUGAUGACCCCAUUUUGCGGAAGAAGCACCUGGAAGAAGUGGGAGUUCCCAGUGCUCUGGAUAAGAUAAUUGUUCAAGGAUACAAAGCCUUGCAGUUAGAAUAUUUCUUCACUGCUGGGGCCGACGAAGUGAAAGCGUGGACUAUUCAGAAAGGGACGAAAGCUCCACAGGCAGCAGGUAGAAUUCACACGGACUUUGAAAAAGGAUUUAUCAUGGCGGAGGUGAUGAAAUUUCAGGAUUUCAAAGAAGAGGGCUCUGAAGCUGCCUGUAAGGGAGCUGGAAAGUACAGACAGCAAGGGCGUAAUUAUGUGGUGGAGGAUGGCGACAUUAUUUUCUUCAAAUUCAACGCUGGCGCCGGUUUGAAAGACGCGAAGAAAAAAUGAUCGACACUACUCCCCAUAACCAUGUGUGUUAUGGCUUAUCUAUACAUGAACAUGAUUUUCUUUUUUGCAAGUAUCAAAUGUUAAUUUAUUCAUCUUGCCGCUGCAGUUUGUAUGGUUUGUUCAGCAGCAGCAACUAAUCGUUUUUUUCUUUGAAAAUGCCCGUUUUUCGUGCAUUGAUAGCAGAUUGAUAACAGUAACCACUCAUUAAACUAAUUAAUGCAUA